AUGCACGCAAGGCCUGAGUAUAGUGUCAGGGCGUUCUACCGGUUGCCCAGCCCAUCGGAACUACACAUAAGCCGAUGUGCUGCCUCAGAAAACGGGGCGGCUGACGAGAAUUACUCAUCUGAAGCCGUGAUUUUCCUAUCUGAGAUGAAGGACGCAACCUUAUCAGAGGCAGCCAUCCAGGUCUGCGACGUCGCCUCUGUGAGCCCCAACACAGUCCGUUUUUCGCUGACUUCGGACUCCGUCGCCCCUCUUGUGGCCCUAUGGUCUGAUUGCCCUGGCCGCUUCAGUGACAACCUUCUGCUGCUGUUGCCUUGGGAGAAGAAGGAGAUCGUGUUCAAAGGGGAUGGUCCGCUGAAGGCCGAAGACUUUGAGGCCUCCCUGGAUAUAAUUUCCAUGAACGACAUGCAAGGGCAUCAGGAGGCGGCUCCCUGA
Ostreobium quekettii is the source of this 432-nucleotide messenger RNA. The record is from the annotation of a GenBank genome assembly. Lineage: Eukaryota; Viridiplantae; Chlorophyta; Ulvophyceae; Bryopsidales; Ostreobiaceae.